AUGUUCAAUGCUGUUAGUGGCCUUGGUGCAGGUGGUCUUGUUAACCCUCAGGAUAUCGAUAAAGCCAAUGUUGCCCUCUACAGCACCUUUGCGGUUGUGGCCUUCUUUGCAGGCUCCAUUGCCAAUCGGCUUGGUCUUCGCUACACCCUUACUUUUGGUGGAUUCGGUUACUUUCUCUAUGUUGCCUCUAUUUUGUCCUACAACCAUAACAAGAAUGCUGGUUUUCUCAUCUUUGCUGGAGCUCUCCUCGGUGUUUGUGCCGCCUGUCUUUGGACUGCUCAGGGAACUAUCAUGAUGAGCUACCCUGAUGAGUACUCCAAGGGCAAAUUCAUCUCCUGGUUCUGGGCUAUCUUCAACUUGGGCGGUGUCAUUGGCUCAUUGCGAACACUAACCUUCUGUUCGAAGGUUCCCCUUGCCAAUAACCUUCACAACAAGUCCAACUCUGUUCAGGAUAGCACCUAUAUCUUGUUCAUGGUCCUCAUGUUUGUUGGCUUUCUCCUUGGCUUUGCUCUUGUCAAUGCUAGAGACAUCAAGCGUUCAGAUGGCACCCGUGUCAUCCUCAUGAAGAACCCAUCCUGGAAAUCUGAACUCAUCGGCCUUGUCACCGUUCUUAAGUCUGACUGGUACAUUAUUGCUCUCUUCCCCAUGUUCUUUGCCAGCAACUGGUUUACCACUUACCAAUUCAAUGCCGUCAACUUGGCCAAGUUCAACAUCCGUACUCGUGCCUUGAACAAUGUUCUCUACUGGAUUUCCCAGAUGAUCGGCGCCUUUGUCUUUGGUUAUGGUCUUGAUGCUCCUCGUGUUCGUCGUUCUAUCCGCGCCCGCUAUGCUCUCGUUUCCCUCUUCCUCAUUACUAUGGCGAUCUGGGGUGAUGGAUGGUUCAAUCAGAAACAAUAUGACCGUGCUGAUGUCACUGAGACCAACCGUAUGGACUGGACUGACCCUAACUAUGCUGAACCAAUGGUCCUCUACAUGCUCUAUGGAUUCUAUGAUGCUGCCUUCCAGACCUGUGCUUACUGGUUCAUGGGUGCCUUGACUAACAACUCCCGCAAACUUGCCAACUUCGCUGGUUUCUACAAAGGCAUUCAAUCUGCUGGUGCAGCUAUUGCGUGGCGCAUUGAUAGUCUCGGUGUCUCUUACCGCGCGAUGUUCAUCUCUAACUGGGCUCUCCUUGCAAGCUCUUUGAUCAUCGCCGCGCCCGUUGUCUGGAAGAAAAUCAAAGACAUCACUGAUAUUAUGAAAGAUCUGAAGUUCUCCGAUGAGAACCUGGAGGAAGUUUCCACCGCUGCUGCUAUGGAGCUGCGUGGUAGGUAG
Molecule: messenger RNA, 1314 nt
Organism: Trichophyton benhamiae CBS 112371
Lineage: Eukaryota; Fungi; Ascomycota; Eurotiomycetes; Onygenales; Arthrodermataceae
Product: DUF895 domain membrane protein
Exons: 4
Coding region: 1-1314 (437 amino acids)
Biological process (GO): transmembrane transport
Molecular function (GO): transmembrane transporter activity
Source: RefSeq, a predicted model, not a curated record